CUAUUUUUACUAUCUACAAUGGAACUAACGAUCCAAUUGUUGGAAAAGACUUUAAAAAUUGGGUUACUCGUAAAAAAGAUUUGGUGACUGUGUUUACUAUAUUGGCAGUUACCGAUUAUGAGUAUUUGACAAUUUUGAAAGAUAUGCCUAGAUUUCAUAGGCUAACAAUUGGUUAUAAGUAUCUGACAAUCAAGAAAGAUGUACCUAAAUCUAAUAAACCUACGCCUGUAUCUAAUAAACAGUCGCCUGAAACUAAUAAAGAUAUGCUUAAACACAAUAAAGAUGUUCUUGACCCUAAUAAAGUAGAAGCUGAUUAUGAGUAUUUAACGAUUUUGGAAAACGCACCUAGACCUGAUGAAAUCUCUGAGGAAGUCAAACAAAUUAAUAUGCUUAGACGG
Molecule: messenger RNA, 398 nt
Organism: Dentiscutata heterogama
Lineage: Eukaryota; Fungi; Glomeromycota; Glomeromycetes; Diversisporales; Gigasporaceae
Source: the annotation of a GenBank genome assembly